GGACCCUGGAUUUCCCAUCACGACGCUGGCUACAUUUGUGAGUUUCUUCGUCUUCCUGACAAUCCUUCCACCACUCGACACGCCGCUUUAACGAGGAUGGCGAACACAAAGCGAGCCACCGACGUGUGUCCAAUGACUCCGUCACUGGAUCAAGAUGACAAGAUUACUUUGCGCAAUGCUACUGAGUCUCCACUUCUACGCCUUCCAGCUGAGCUAAGGAAUCGAAUCUAUGAAUAUGCGCUCGCCCUCAAGAUUGGGUACGACGGCAGCUAUAUUUACUAUAUUCCAGGUAACAGUUACCGGGGUGAAUUUCGACCAUUCGGUCUAUUGCGCGUGUGCCGUCAGAUUCAGCAUGAAGCGGCCUUGCUACCUUAUUCACUCAGUAUCUUCACAUUCAGAAAUGCCAUUGCCCUGCGUAUAUUCGUACAGCAACUAUCGACAUCACAGCAAAAUGCCAUCAGAACCAUACAGAUUGGUAAGGUAGAAUGUCUGCCCAGUCAGUCGGAAGAUUUUGAUAUAAUCAAAUUCGCUCAUCUGAACCGACUGGGAGGACUACAAACAAUUGUUAUCGAAGAGGACCGUGGAUUUGCAGAGAUAGUGAGGUCCUGGAAGGCCGAUGUCAUGGUCAGGGUCUGGAAAUCCGGAGACGAUGUAGACAUGUGGUAUCCCUGGUGUUGGUGGUAAGCAGGGCAAAAGAUGCCUACUAGCAGUCUUGAUAGCGAGAGGAAGUAGAG
This is a messenger RNA of Alternaria alternata, 734 nucleotides long. RefSeq lists its product as hypothetical. The transcript has 3 exons. The record is from RefSeq and is a predicted model, not a curated record. The coding region runs from base 97 to 684 and encodes 195 amino acids. Lineage: Eukaryota; Fungi; Ascomycota; Dothideomycetes; Pleosporales; Pleosporaceae.